Nasonia vitripennis (jewel wasp) is the source of this 1554-nucleotide messenger RNA. RefSeq lists its product as uncharacterized. The coding region runs from base 51 to 1403 and encodes 450 amino acids. The transcript is spliced from 9 exons. Gene Ontology annotation, molecular function: protein binding. The record is from RefSeq and is a predicted model, not a curated record. Lineage: Eukaryota; Metazoa; Arthropoda; Insecta; Hymenoptera; Pteromalidae.
AGUGGAGAUUAGGUUAUCAGGAAGACUUUUGUUAAAAAUUUUGAGAAAAAAUGUCGAGCAUGAUAAGGUCGACGCGUGUGAAGAGUUUAACGUCCGUAGCGGCGAGGGACAUCCCCAAAACCAAGGAGGAAAUCAAAUCAAAAUUACCUUUUCUAACGUCCACAGAAAUCAGAAGGCAGAAAAUCCCGUACAACGAUGCAGUGAUAAGCGAGUUGCGCGAGGAGGGCUCGCACGAGGCGGCGGAAUACUUCGAAUUUCUCUUUGAUCUAGAGGAGCAAACCAGGAGAGUAGCAGGACCGGAUACUGUCGUUUGGAAUAAACCUCGACUGAGGGACAACGAGGAGCUGGUCGAUAGACUCCGGAAAGUUUUCACCAUUUUCUGUCGGCGUACAAUACCAGCGGCUUCGAGAACCAUGUCCCUAAUCGAGACGGCAGUGUUCGUUCAAAAUCUGGGCUGGGAAUGGUUGUGGGUAGCCGACAGCCUGUAUCGCACUGCCGUAUGGAUAGCCAAAGAGAUCAAAGAGAAAGACAAGCAAGUCGUCUCCGUCUUGAGAUAUGUCUACGCGAGAUUUUUAUUUUACGAGUUGAACGAUGCAAAAACUGCGCUGGAGCAUGUACGCGCAGCCCAGCGGGAUUCCAGAGAGAAGCCUUGGAACGCCUCCAAAAUUUUGGGCUUCAAGCAAGAGAACUUGUUUCGGGAAUGUUGCACAUUACUGCAGAAAGUCCUUCUGUCUAUAGCUCGCGAUGUUCGAGAUAGCGAGGUCGAGCUGUCGGUGAACUCUUGCAGAGUCGCGCUGUCCGCUGCUUGCGAAUCCGGUCACGAAGAAUCCGUGGCGCAGGCUCAUCACGAGCUCGGUAAGAGCGAAAUUGCCGCUGGAAAUGUCAAGGAAGCAAUUAAGCAUUUCUCUAGAGGCCUUGCGAUACUAGAGAGGAUCCCCGAUCCUCUGGGCAUAUGCAACGCUCACUCGGAGAUGGCUCUUGCGCACAAAAUGACGGGCGAUCACGACAAAGUUUUUGAGCACUUAGAAAAAUUCAAAGACAGCGCCGAGAAGUUUAAUUUGCAAGAUAAAUUGGCUGAAGCCCAUUGGCUUGCCGGAGAAUAUCAUUUGAGCCAAGAUAAUCCCAAGGAAGCUACUCCGAAUCUUGAAAUGUCACUUUCGCUGUACACCAGAAUCGGCGAGAUGAAGAAAGCGAGUCGUGUCAGGUGUUUGAUAGGAGUUUCUAGAGGCCAAGAGAUGAUGGAUGUAUACAAGGCUUUGAUAAUGCGGAGUAUCAAGGGCGAUGUUCAAGCCACGCUAAAUCUCUGCCGAUGGAGGGACCGUGGCGAGGGCUUUGACAAAAUCCCGAUACAUGAAAAAGAGAAAGCCUCAAAGGAUGCAGAAAAUGAAGGAUUUCUAUCAUGAGAAUGACGAUGUGCACGUCAUCCUGACAGUGUUCCUGGAAUGGCUGGUCGAGGAGAGAUACACCGCAGGGAAAAUGUACAAUACGAAGAUCUCUCGGUUACUCGUCUAAUCAUCUAUCUCUUUCCUUUCACAUGUGACGUCAUGAACAUGU